UUCAUGAAUCAGAUCCAGCGGAACAGUGAAGUACUGGGAGCAGCCAUGUUGUUUUUGCUGGAGAAGUGAAACUUGGGGAGGAUCUGAUGUGUUUAAAGGAGAUACAUUAUCACUCCAGAGCGAAUAAAACCAAGCAGAGGAGCUUACAAUGGAGCCGCUGAUCCACUACAGCACUUUCUGCUUACUUGUGCUGUGGGUGAGUGUGAGUGUGUGUGAUUGUGAGGAUCUGAUGUAUGGGCAUGUUCAAUCUCCACUGUAUCCUAAGCCCUAUCCAGCUGAUCUCCAUGAACAGUGGAACCUGGAAGUUCCUCACGGUUACAGAAUCAAGCUCACCUUCACCUACCUGGACAUUGAGCAUUCUGCUAACUGUUCGACUGAUUCUCUGAUGGUUUUGGAUGGCAGGAAAGUUUUGGGGAAGUUCUGUGGCCAAAGGUCAACGAAUGCACACCACCCUGGCCGCAAGUCCUUCUUGUCUUCUGGCAAUCGUCUCCAGCUGGUGUUUGUGACUGACAGCUCAAACCCAGAUCUUCAGCCACACCUCGGCUUUUCUGCUUUUUACCAGGCUAUUGAUGUGGACGAGUGUAGCUCUCCUGUAUCUUCUGAGGACUCUGGACCCCUCUGCUCUCAAAUCUGCCUCAACACUCUGGGCUCCUACCAGUGUUCUUGUCAUCAUGGGUAUCAGCUGCGGGAUGAUGGGCGUACCUGUGACUUUGUGGACUGUGGAAUUCCAAAGCUUUCAGACGCAGAUCUGAUGGUCCUAACAGAGGAGCAUCCACUGACAACAUACAAGCAGAAUAUCACCUUCAAGUGUCAAUCAAUAUUCUACCAGCUGGCUGGACAUGCUAACUUCACUUGUGAUGCUAGUGGAAACUGGGUAUCUGGAAGAGGACAGAAUUACUCCCACAAUGCACCACAAUGUGUGCCAGAGUGUGGCAUGAAUGAAGAGUUUUUUCCCCGUGGACGGGUUUUUGGAGGAGAAAAGGCCAAACUGAAACAGAUACCCUGGCAGCUUCUGAUGAAAGAGCCCAAACGAGGAGGUGCUUCUCUAAUUAGUGAUCGUUGGGCUCUUACAGCUGCUCAUUUUGUGGAUGGACAUGAAACUAAAAAACUGAAAUUCUAUGGAGGAAUGAUUGAUGGGCAAGACAGAAAUGCAGUUAUAAUGGAAACGGAGAAAAUCAUAAUUCAUCCAGAUUAUGAAAGGGAUGUCUCAGGUAGAAAGCGGUCAACCUUUGAUAAUGACAUUGCCUUGGUGAAGAUGUCUGCAAGGGUGCCACUCAGUUUAAAAAUCAGGCCAGUGUGUCUGCCAGAGAAGUCAGCUGGACCAGUGAUGAAGGGAGGGACAGGAACAGUAUCAGGGUAUGGAAUGACUGAAAUCAAAACUGCAAGUCGGUUUCUGCAGUAUGCUCAUUUACAAGAAUAUUCAGAAGUUCCUUGUUUUCAAAGCCCUAUGAAGGUCACUGAUAAUAUGUUCUGUGCUGGAGGAGAAAUGGUUGAUUCAUGUAAAGGUGAUGGAGGUGGUCCACUAGUCCUUCCAAUGUUGGGAACUGGAUCUCCAAAUAAACCCUACCGACUCGAAGGUAUUGUGUCAUGGGGUCCUCCUCGAUGUGGAAAUAAAGACUUUAAGGGUUAUUACACCAAAGUACAGAACUAUCUGGACUGGAUCAGAGAAACCAUGCAGAAGAAUUAACAACAUCAGCAUUUAUUACAAAUAACUACUAAGCUGAUUAUAUAGAAGGUGAUGUGGGACCCAAUUACAGAUGUAUUUAAAUCAGAUGAU
Astyanax mexicanus (Mexican tetra) is the source of this 1777-nucleotide messenger RNA. Its product is annotated as complement C1s subcomponent-like. The record is from RefSeq and is a predicted model, not a curated record. The transcript is spliced from 7 exons. Gene Ontology annotation, biological process: proteolysis. NCBI's taxonomy places the organism in Eukaryota, Metazoa, Chordata, Actinopteri, Characiformes, Acestrorhamphidae. Gene Ontology annotation, molecular function: serine-type endopeptidase activity; calcium ion binding. The coding region runs from base 149 to 1687 and encodes 512 amino acids.